AUGGCUCAGCUUCACCGUAACCCGCCCUUCCGUGCCGAGCACCUUGGCUCUCUCCUCCGGACCGAGGAGCUCCUGAAAGUCAAGACAGCGUUCGAGAAGGGACAGGCUUCUGCGGCCGAGCUCAAGGCUAUCGAGGAGAGGGAUAUCAAGGAUAUUGUCGAGACCCAGAAGAAGCUGGGCUAUCCCGCUCUUUCUGAUGGAGAAUACUGCAGACACAUGUUCUGGGGUAGUUUCUUCCCGGGCCUCGAGGGCUUCGAGGAGGUUACCGACUUUGACGCGGAUAUCUUCCGCCCCUAUGCUCCUGAUGUAGCUGCAUUCCUGGAAGCGGGCCACAAGCCUGGUGAGACUGUCAUCUGUACCGGCAAGAUCAAGCACGUUGGCAGCACAUAUGUCGACCAGUUCAAGCGCUUGGCUAGCCUGGUGGCCCCCGAGGAGGUCAAGAACGUGAAGCUCACCCUUGCUGCUCCCAACUGGUACCACCUCCGUUACAAGAACGGCAAGGCUUUCCCCAAGGAUGUGUACAGUACCGAGGACGAGUACCUGAGCGAUAUCGCCAAAGCCUACCAGGAGGAAUUGCAAAUCCUGUACGACGCUGGCUGCAGAAACGUCCAGUUCGACGACCCUAACCUUGCUUACUUCUGCUCGGAGAAGAUGCUGGAGGGCUGGGAGGCUGAUCCUCUGAACACGGCCACUGCCGACGAGACCUUUGAAAAGUACAUCAAGCAAUACAACGAAUUGCUGUCCAAGCGUCCUGCCGAUUUCCACGUCGGUGUUCACAUCUGUCGCGGUAACUUCGUUGGUAGCCGUCACUUCUCCGAGGGUGGCUAUGACCGCAUCGCUACCAAGCUGUUCAAGGAGCUCAACGUCGACACCUACUACCUCGAGUACGACACCCCCCGUGCCGGUGGCUUCGAGCCUCUGAAGGAGCUGCCUCGCCACAAGAACGUCAUCUUGGGCGUUGUGACCAGCAAGUUCCCCGAGCUCGAGGACAAGGAGGAGAUGAAGAAGCGCGUCCACGACGCCGCCAAGUUCAUUGCCGAGGGCAACAACAUCAGCGUUGAAGAGGCCCUCAAGCAAGUUGGCGUCAGCCCCCAGUGUGGUUUUGCCAGUCACCGUGAGGGUAACGCGAUUGACUGGGAUGGCAUGAUCAACAAGCUGAAGCUUGUCCGCGAAAUUGCUAAUGAUAUUUGGCCCGGUGAGCUGUGA
This is a messenger RNA of Aspergillus viridinutans, 1206 nucleotides long. Its product is annotated as cobalamin-independent methionine synthase II family protein. The transcript is spliced from 3 exons. Lineage: Eukaryota; Fungi; Ascomycota; Eurotiomycetes; Eurotiales; Aspergillaceae. Gene Ontology annotation, molecular function: 5-methyltetrahydropteroyltriglutamate-homocysteine S-methyltransferase activity; zinc ion binding. Bases 1 to 1206 code for a protein of 401 amino acids. The record is from RefSeq and is a predicted model, not a curated record.